Molecule: messenger RNA, 300 nt
Organism: Racocetra fulgida
Lineage: Eukaryota; Fungi; Glomeromycota; Glomeromycetes; Diversisporales; Gigasporaceae
Source: the annotation of a GenBank genome assembly
GGUUAUACAAUCCAAAUACAAAGAUUGAUAUUUCUUACGAUGAUCCACAAUCCUUGUACGUAAAAGCUAAGUACACAAAACAACAAGGAUUAAAAGGAAUUGCUGUUUGGGAAAUAGCAAAUGACAAUGGUCAAGAAUUACUUAAUUCAAUUCAAAUAUUAAAUCACAAUAUUCCAUCACCAACUAAUGAAUCAUUAAGUGGUCCUGCUAUUGCUGGAAUCACUUUGGGACUUGCUACUUUAUUGUCAAUAGCUGCAUUUGUAUAUACUUGGUAUAAAAUCAAAAACGCUGCUGUUGUUG